This is a messenger RNA of Bursaphelenchus xylophilus (pine wood nematode), 400 nucleotides long. NCBI's taxonomy places the organism in Eukaryota, Metazoa, Nematoda, Chromadorea, Rhabditida, Aphelenchoididae. The record is from the annotation of a GenBank genome assembly.
AUGUCUACUAAACUAACUGUCCUUUGUUUCUUUGGGAUUAUGGCUGUAGCUUACUCGCAGAUUCCCGGAGGGUUUGCCGAACAAGAUGUGAAUGAUCCCCAGAUUAUUGUAAGUUAUAUUUUUGCCUUUCAAACCUUGCUCAUCUGUCUUAUUCGGUCCCUAUUUUAAUCCCCUUAAUUUCCAGGCAUUGGCUCAAAAAUCGUUCUCUAAAUUCGCCGCUACUCGAAAUGGAAACUUUGAGUUUGUGAAAGUCAAGAGCGCUCGCAGUCAAGUUGUUGCCGGUAUCAACUAUGAGAUCGAAUUCAUCGUGAAGAACGGAAAUAAGGAGGAAUGUGUCAAGUCUACUGUCUUCUCUCAACCCUGGACCCAGACUGAGGAGCAUACCUUAGGAUCAUGCUAA